This is a messenger RNA of Suillus discolor, 1323 nucleotides long. RefSeq lists its product as uncharacterized. Bases 1 to 1323 code for a protein of 440 amino acids. The transcript has 8 exons. Lineage: Eukaryota; Fungi; Basidiomycota; Agaricomycetes; Boletales; Suillaceae. The record is from RefSeq and is a predicted model, not a curated record.
AUGUCAACCUCCAAGGUUUCAAACCAGGCCCUGAAUGCUGUAGCUGACAAGAUUUUGCUCCUUGUUAAAAACUCACAAAAACUUGCAGAAGACCAUCUGGCUGCUUUGACUUUGGCACAUGAGAUUGCCGUGAAUUUAGCAUCUGCAUUCUCACAGCAUGGCCGCACCGCCACCACCAUUGCAUUGAUACUCUUAUCAUGUGCUGCUGAGAUUAGGGACAAUAGCCUCAAUGGCAGGUUGAAGGGGCUGCUGGACUGGUCAAUGAUCUCGGACGACAACAUCUGCAUCUGCACCCAUCCACUAUACCAGAAGACUGUUGGAUACCAGCACCCACUCACAUCUACAACUGCACCAACACCCAUCCCUGCACCGGUUCAGCCAUCAUCACAAGUCUCUAUCGAAGAGCGUGCUGCCUCACUGAUUGUGACACCUCCUGUCACUGAGAUGAAGCACGACCUUUUUGUGCAAGGUAUGACCAAACAGAAAGCCAGCACGAAGAAGAUCAAGCCCACGCUGGCCAAAUUGAAGAAGGCCGUAGUCGGGGAUGAUGAUGACAUCCCAACUCAGGAUGUCAUUUUUGUAAAGAGAAAACCAACAGUAGGGCCAAGGAAUCAGCCCUUGAUAGCAAAAGACCGCCCGCUUUCUGCAACUGAGUCUUCAGAAUCAGAUGCCAAGGAUGCUGUGUCUCCCAAAGAGACAUCAUCUGUCCGCCUCUUCGGCAUGCAAUGCGAACACUGCAUCAAGGACGACAUUCCUUGCACCAUUGUCCUUGCCAAGAAAUCCGGUGAGAUCAAAUGCCAUUUACCGGGUCCUGAAUGUGGUGCUAUCCUUCGAGGGGAAGUUGCCACCCACAAGGCAAAGGUAACUGCAGCUGCAGAGAAGAAGGCAAAGAAGGCAAAGAAGGCAAAGAAGAAGACUGACACUCCAGCUCUUUUGCUCAAGUCAAACGAUAGACCCAAGGCACCCAUGAGUACAUGGUCGACAUGCUCCAUGUCAAAGCCCUGGCCGCAAUCUCCAACACUACCCACUCCUCAUGUGGAGUUGGACGAGGAUACUGACAGUGAUAAUGAUAUGGAUCUCGUAUUGAUCUUCCCCGAACAAGCAACCGCCACACCAAUUUUUCCAACCGUUGCACUCGCAACAUCUCCCACAAAACAUGUCAACGUGGAGUCUCAUCCGGAUAUUGAACAUCAGCAACAACUGGCACCCGGUCCUGCAGACGUCGACUUCGACUGUGUCGAACCACCUACUCCUCAGAUUGGGUUUGAUACCCCCAUCCCACAAGAUGCGGAACAGCCAACAAAUUGGGACCUGCUCCUCUAA